AUGAAUAUCUGCAACAAACCUCCUAACAAGGUAGCUCCAGAGAAUUUGGAUGAAGCUGUUGCUGAGGUGCCGGUCCAACGUGCUCGAAGGAAUGGCUGGAGCUGGCCUCUGCACCUUUUCCAGGUUACUGCCUGGCUGCUCUACCUUUUCUUUGCGCUGGUUGGCUUUGGAAUCCUGGUUCCUCUCCUGCCCCGCCACUGGCUGGCCGCUGGCUAUAUCUGUCCGGGGGUGUGUUUUAUCUACCAUUUAGUUGUUCAUCUUAGUGCAGUCUCCAUUGAUCCUGCGGAUGCAAAUGUGAGAGAAAAAAACUAUCUAGGGCCUCUGGCCAACUUCAGUCGUAAUCAACACGCACAUGUCAUUGAAAACCAUCAUUGCCAUGUCUGUGAUGUAGAUGUGAGUGCCAAGUCAAAGCACUGUGGAACUUGCAACAAAUGUGUGUGUGGCUUUGAUCACCACUGCAAAUGGUUCAACAACUGUGUGGGAGAGAGGAAUUACUGGCUCUUUCUGAACAGCGUGCUCUCUGCCAUCCUGGGCCUCGGGCUCCUGCUGCUCGUCGCUUGCUACGUCUUUGUGGAGUUCUUCGUUGACCCCAUGAUGCUUCGCUCUGACCAGCACUUUGAUGCUCUGAAGAACCACACAGACCGCUGGUUUGUGUUUCUUCCUGCAGCUCCUGUUGAGACUCAGGCACCUGCCAUUCUGGUCACAACUGGGAUUUUCAUUCUUCUGAGCCUAGUGACCGUCAUCCUGCUAGGCCACCUCUUGACUUUUCACAUCUAUCUCUCGUGGAACAAGUUGACUACGUACGAGUACAUUGUGCAGCAGCGUCCCCAGCAAGAGGUGAAAGAGGUAGACAAGCAGCUGGAAUCUUGUCCCUCCCAGGUGAGACCCAGUCAGGUACUCGUUGUAUUUUCAGUCCAUUUCUCAAAAACAGCCUCGCUUGUCCACGGUUUCCUGAGCCAGCGAGGAGCACAGCGGCGGCAACG
Molecule: messenger RNA, 983 nt
Organism: Antrostomus carolinensis (chuck-will's-widow)
Lineage: Eukaryota; Metazoa; Chordata; Aves; Caprimulgiformes; Caprimulgidae
Gene: ZDHHC1
Product: zDHHC palmitoyltransferase 1
Exons: 7
Biological process (GO): protein targeting to membrane; peptidyl-L-cysteine S-palmitoylation
Cellular component (GO): Golgi apparatus; endoplasmic reticulum
Molecular function (GO): protein-cysteine S-palmitoyltransferase activity
Source: RefSeq, a predicted model, not a curated record